GUCUCUGAUUGGUCCGUGAAACUGAAGCAGCGAAUCAGCAUCCAGAUUGUUAAACCAGGAAUUCAAUGUUAUUAUUUCAGUUUGAAAAAAGAUGUCGCUGACCCGGGGCAUCGGCAGUGUGGAGUACAUGAGAAAAAGGAUACCCAGAAAUGCAAAGUAUGAACACGUUAAAACAAGACUGGACACAGGAUGCAGUUUCACAAAGUAUAUGGAAAGACUGGAGGAGAUCAAGAAAAAUUACAGAUAUAGAAAAGAUGAAAUCUUCAAGCGGUUGAAGGUGACAACAUUUGCACAACUGAUUCUUCAAGUAGCCUCCAUAUCAGAGCUGACAGAGAGUGAAGCCGAUUCACACGUACCAGAAGAUGGUGUGUCCGUGGUAUCCGAUGCAGACCUGGAGGAUCUGUCUGAACGCACCAACGGCUCCCCGCAGGCGUCACCGCUUUCAGAUCACCAGGAUGCAGGAGACAGCAAGGAAAUCUGCUACACUGCCAGGUCAACAUUACUAAGUGUUAUUAGCGGUGUCGGAGAGCUGAACCUCGACAGGAACAAUCAGAAGAAGGAAAGUGAGCCUGUGUUCAGCUGUGAGUCAGCUGACAGGCCGUACCCAGACUGCCCGUACCUGCUGCUGGACGUCCGAGACCGCGACUUAUACGACUGCUGCCACAUCAUCAGCGCACACAGUUUACCCAUCUCCAUGAUGUCUCGGACCAUGAACCCCUACACUAAAGACGUGCUGGAAUAUAAAAACGCAGCAGGGAAAAUCAUCAUCGUGUAUGACGAGGACGAGAGAAUAGCCAGCCAGGCAGCCACCACCAUGUGUGAACGAGGGUUUGAGAAUCUGUUCAUGUUGUCUGGAGGUCUCAAAGUAAUCGCUCAGAAAUUUCCAGGAGGCAUGACCACAGGUUCCAUCCCCACAUCCUGCUUGUCCUCUCCGACGUCCCUGAGUAGGAAAAAGAGCUCCGUGCAGCCGCAGCAGACGGUGCAGGCUGCAGAGAAGAGGUGGAGGUUUACAUCAGAUGAGCUGAACAAGAUCCAGGAGCAGCUGGAGGAGGUUCUCAUCCCCAGUAACACCAGCAGCCGCAUGUCCAGCCGCAUGUCCACCAGCAGCUCCCAGUCCAAAGCAUCCAGCGCUCAGAGUCGACAGAGCUCCUGCACGAGUGGAAGGGACAGCGCCAGAGUUCAGAGCAGCAGACCCUGGAAAUAACACCCAACACACACACACAACCUGCUUCAACUACACAGAUAAAAACAUGCAAACAUACCUCCAGUAAAAAGUCCAGUUAUUUCAGGUCACAUGUCUCCUCUGUUUAAGUGCUCUCAUCCUGAAACAAAACCCUCCUUGAAACAGGGUUUACACAGACCCAUGUACAUGCACUAAUGUCUUCUAAGCGCUUUCCUUCAACUUUAAUUCAGUAUGUCCUCUUAAACAGAUCCUGAAUGUGGAGAGAAACAAGCCUUAACUUUUAAAGAAGAUUAUUAAAAUGGACACAAAUCAUAAAAUAAUUAUAAUUCUAGACUCGAGGGGGUUCCAGACUUUAGCCUCUCUGGAGUUUCAGGUCAGACUGCAACUUUUUCACAUUUCACUUUAUUUUAAAAUAUAUUUAAUAACAAUGUGAAUUUGAAUGUUUGCACACUGCAUCAUCUGUGAACCUGAAAAGUGAUAGAUCCAUUUGCACUCAGCUUAAUUCUUUGAUAACACUCAUCACAUUCAUUUUCCUUUAAUCAGGCAAUGAACAUUAGAAAUAAACGCCCAUUCAUUUUCCCAUCCAUAGAUAUGUCCGUAUACACUCCUCAGCUAAGUGACAUCCCCUAAAGACCGGCAUUUCUGUUCCAUUAGGUGUACGACUGAAUAACUGAAUGUUGAUAUGACAUGAAGGAUAUGUAAUUUAUAUGAUUGAAACGCUCAGUCUAACAGAGCUGGUUAUGUAGUCAUGUAAGAUAAAGAAAAGCUGGAGUGUAUUUUAAAAGUCUCUUCACAUCCCCAUGAUGUCUUACUGUGACUUCUGCACCAUCAGCCUAAGUGUGCAAAUUCUUUUUGGUCCCUUCACGCUGUUACUUGAUUUCCUUUGUGUGUGCAUGAGUUCACUGACUUGUUGAAGCCUUCACACAGACAGAUUAUAAUUACCACAGAGUCACUGAAGAAGAAGGGAAAGGGUCAUUUCGUUACCUCUGUUACAAAAUGACCAACAGCACUUGAGUACCGAUGGUUGCAUUUUUUUAAUCAGUAUUUCUAAUGUGUGGCCUUUUGUUGUAGCGUGGUUGUGAUUCGUUGCAUGGUUUUUUUGAAGUGCAUAUAUUUAAAUGAUGGACCCAUCAGCAGGCCUUGUUUGUGACUUGUUUUCACCAUCAGUCUUAUCUCACACUAAUGAUCUGAUGAUCACAUGGUUUUGUUUGUAAAUGAAUGUUGAAUAAAGAGUAUGAUUGUA
Molecule: messenger RNA, 2426 nt
Organism: Notolabrus celidotus (New Zealand spotty)
Lineage: Eukaryota; Metazoa; Chordata; Actinopteri; Labriformes; Labridae
Gene: cep41
Product: centrosomal protein 41
Exons: 11
Coding region: 92-1204 (370 amino acids)
Biological process (GO): cilium assembly; protein polyglutamylation
Cellular component (GO): ciliary basal body
Source: RefSeq, a predicted model, not a curated record